This is a messenger RNA of Xiphophorus couchianus (Monterrey platyfish), 1448 nucleotides long. RefSeq names its product 40S small subunit processome assembly factor 1 (gene fsaf1). The record is from RefSeq and is a predicted model, not a curated record. The transcript is spliced from 9 exons. NCBI's taxonomy places the organism in Eukaryota, Metazoa, Chordata, Actinopteri, Cyprinodontiformes, Poeciliidae. The coding region runs from base 138 to 872 and encodes 244 amino acids.
ACGGUAGCUGGAAAGGACCACUCCGCUCCGCUAGUGUGUUCCGCGUUGUGUUAUCACGUGUGUUGUUAUUCAUAAAACAAGUUAGCCAUACAUUUUGUGUUGUUUUCUUUUAAAUUUCUUGAGUUCACCAUCUGAAAAUGAGUUCAGAGUUAGAUGAGGACUGUUUGUUUCUGGAGCGGGUUCUGGAUUCACUUUAUGAGUUUGGAUCAGAAACAAAAAAGAAGCUCAAAACCCAAAAGAAGAAAAAACGAAAACAAUGUGAAGAAGAAGAAGAAAAACUUCAUGCAGUGAAGAAAACCUGCAGCGACGAUGAAGGCAGCAGAAAUGCUGAGAUUCAGCAACCAAACAUCGAACUGAAAGAUUCAAAUGUCCAGCUGCAGAACAAAGUGGAGGUUGUCACAUUUCAGGAUCCCAGGAAGAAAAUCAAAACCAAACUGUCUCCAGUCUCAACCAGGAUCCCAGUUAAAUCACCACAGGACUCUCGGCAAGCAGAGCAGGAACAAAUCAGCCAGGAAGAACAGCUCAGUUUGGAAAAGGCUCGGCUGGAGGUCCAUCGGUUUGGAAUAACGGGCUACAGGAAGGAGCAGCAGCGCGUUUUUGAGCAGGACAGAGCCAUAAUGCUGGGAGCCAGGCCUCCAAAGAAGGAGUACGUGAACUACAAGGUGCUGCAGGAACAAAUCAAAGACAAGAAGCAGAAACAAAGUGAGGCGCUUCAGCCGGACAAGAAGAAAAAGAAGAAGAGUAAUCAAAGAGACAAAAAGAAACAACCAGCCUCUGGUUCUGGUUCUGGUUCUGGUCAGGUGGGUCAGUUCAAGAACGGCAUGCUGAUCCUCAGUUCGAAGGAGAUCCAGAAAAUCAAAGGCAAAAGGUAAGAACAGGUGGGAUUAAUCCAAUGGAGCAGGACAGAAAUGGCAGCAGACUGGAGGAGGGAGUUAGUCAGUGAAACAAUCCAGACUUCCUGAUACGACACUGACCUGUAGCAGCAGCUGGAAUGAUUCAAGAGUCAGACAUCUUGAGCAGGGAAUCGUGGCCAGACCUAAACAUGCCAACACAAAGAGACUUGGGCAUAUUAAUUUCAGACCCCACUUUAUUUAUUUCCCUUCUUAUAAAGUACCCAAAAAGGAGACAAAGCUGUUUCUUUUAUUUUUCAUGUUUAGGUUUGAAAAAGUAUGGAGUUGACUCUUGUGUUUUUAUCAUUUACAAACAAUGUAGUCGUACAAAACAUUUACAUUGGCAGCAGGGGACAACUAGAGGACAAAAUUGAGGUAAUAAAAAAGAAAAAGUUACGCAUUUUCUUUGAUGAAUAAAUAUAUAUACACAACAAGAGACAGCAGAACCAAAAGCAGUUUUUCUAACACUCAAGCCUGAAUUUACAAAGCUCGUCUCCAGCCUCACCAGGCUUCAGAAGUAAAGACUUGAUGUUGAAGGGACGAUGUGAAAGUUGAUGA